Messenger RNA from Epinephelus lanceolatus (giant grouper), 4153 nucleotides. It is a transcript of the gene phf1, whose product is annotated as PHD finger protein 1. Gene Ontology annotation, cellular component: nucleus. The record is from RefSeq and is a predicted model, not a curated record. Lineage: Eukaryota; Metazoa; Chordata; Actinopteri; Perciformes; Serranidae. Gene Ontology annotation, biological process: negative regulation of gene expression, epigenetic. Gene Ontology annotation, molecular function: DNA binding; chromatin binding.
CUCCCGCCGCCAGACAUCACAAUCCCACCUUGUCACAACGAUUUAGGGUCAGUCUCCCAGACGGGAAGGUGCUCUCGCCGUGGACCCCCCCUCCACCUCUGGAUCCCCCUCUAUCUGUAUCUCCCUCCCGCUCUAUCUCGGUGUUUUAUGUCUGCGUCACAACAAGUCUGUCGAGAGCGAGAGGCAGGGAUGAUGGCGUCUCUGGCGGCUUGAUUCCGGUGCUGCUCUGACAAACCCGCCUUAAUAGCAUCAAUAGGUGGUGGCAGAGAGGAGGGGGGUAAGGGGAGCAAAGGCGACGGGAACAUGACGAAACGGCAUCGUGGAGGACGGACAAACUAGGGCUGAGAGACGGACGGACAGUCAGUCGCCUUUCCCCCCUCCUCCUCCUCCUCCUCCUCCUCCUCGCUGACGGCUUGACUGACACACACAGGCGCUUGGCACAGACAGGGACAUACAUGCACAUCAUCCACUUUUUGCAAACACGCAGGCUGCGCAUCCGAGCGGGCAGUAAUUGGGCAGCGGAGAUCCACAGCAGAUGAGGGCAUUUCAUGUCCAGCCUGCCCAGGAAUCACUGUGACCCCGACGGAAAGGAGUUCGACUUGACAGGAUGGGGGGAGUAAGUGAAGGAGAUGAUGUGUUGGCUCGAUGGAGUGAUGGACUACUGUACCUCGGCAAUGUGAAAAGAGUAGAUGGAGUCAAGCAAUGUUGUCUGGUGAGAUUUGAGGACAACUCCGAGUUCUGGGUUCUGAAAAAGGACAUUCACUCAUUCGCUGCUGGAGUGGAAGAAGUUUGCUGUAUUUGUGACGCUCCGCCUCUUAAAGAACCCCUCAUAAAUUGUCUUAAAUGUCGCCACGGUUAUCAUCCAGAGUGCCACACGCCAACCAUCGAACCGGAAGCUGACAGCGAUUCGUGGAUAUGUCGGCAAUGUGUCUUUGCAGUCGCAACCAAGAGAGGCGGGGCGCUCAAACGGGGACGCUUCGCCCGGCUCAUGCAAUUUAUGAAACUCCGGCUUCCCUACCAGCUGUCGUCUUUAGACUGGGACCCGCAGCAUCUGACCAAUCAACAACAGUGCUACUGCUACUGUGCCGGACCUGGAGAGUGGAACCUGAAGAUGUUACAGUGUGGCAGCUGUGGUCAGUGGUUUCACGAGGCCUGUACGCAGUGUCUAACCAAACCACUGCUGUAUGGAGACAGGUUUUACCAGUUCCAGUGCUCAGUAUGUACAAAAGGACCCGAGACCAUCCAAAGACUUCCCAUGACCUGGAUGGAUUUGGCUCAUUUAGUGCUCUACCAUCUCUCGCUGUGCUGCAAGAGGAAAUACUUUGAUUUUGACCAUGAAAUCCUGUCCUUCACCAAUGAGAAUUGGGACUCGUUGCUCCUAGGCGCGCUCUCUGACACGCCAAGGCAGGACCGCUGUCACAAUCUCCUCAACGCUCUGAACUCCCACAAGGACAGGUUUGUCUCUGGGAAGGAGAUCAAGAAGAAGAAGUGUCUUUUUGGGCUUCAGGUCCGAGCCCCACCUCCGCUGACGUCCGACUCGUCGCCCCUCAUCACCGACCCACCUAUCAACAUCACGCACCGGAGAAGCCCGUUGUCACUACCCUGCCAGAGGAGAGUGGGGGGGCCGGAGUCACGUAAAUCAAAGCGUCGCAUCAUGGAGACACAGGCUUGUCCACCCCCAGUCCCUGCCAACUCCAUUGAGCUACUGCCAUGUUGCCAUGGCUACAUGGGAGGGGCCAGCCUUUACAACUCCAGGAAGUCAGAGGAGGAGCUUAGUUUGAGCUCUCCCCCCAAGCGGAUGUACGCCCUGUACCACACCACGUACAACGGAAACACUCCACUCUCCAGGAGUCUCCAUCACUACAACAGCGUGGAGGACACCUGCAGAGUACCGCCUCCUUGCUACCCAUACCCCCUCAACGCCAAUGGCAGCCAUCAUCAUCACCACUCCCACCAGCAUCAUCACAACCACCAACACAACCACCAACACAACCACCAACAUAACCACCAACACCAACACCAGCCGGGGCAGAAGCAGCUGGAGCCCGUCAUCCUACGUGAUAUGCCCCCAUACCAGGCUGGCAUGGGCGGUGGGGGUGGCGUAGGUGGAGGAGGCGGAGGGGGAGGAGGUGGCGGUGGAGGAGGGGGUGUUGUAGUUGGAGGCGGGGACGGGACAGUGGCCAGGAGCUGGGGAGGAGGGGAGGCUGUGAGGAUCUUGGCGAGACGCGUCACGCCGGACGGGAAGGUGCAGUACCUUGUGGAGUGGGAGAACGUGAGUUUGUACUGACACAGAGAGUAAACACGAGACGCAAUGACUGUUUUGCAGUUGCCACAGGAAUACUGUGUAUGUUAUACGUGGCAGUGUUUAAAGUACAAACAAAACAAAAAAAGGAAAAAAGAAACCCUACACGUUGCAAAUCCAGGUUGCUCUCAUAGUAUCACCUCUAUUCUACAUCAUUAUAACUCACUACUCGUUACUAAAUGUCCCUCUUUGCUAGUGUUUCUCUGAUAUUUGUACUGUUAACUUUGGAAUAUGCCUUUGCAUUUAUCAUGUUUAACAGUGAUGAGGGAAGAUACUUAAACCUCCUGAUGAUUUGUGCAUUUUGGGGCCACAUCAAGAAGAGCACGUCUUUAAUUGAACUCAUGUCUUGAUAUACAGCACUGUACAUAAGUGACUGUCGCACGAGAAUAAGAAAAGAAGAUUACUGCUUCUUAAUCGUUAUUUAAUGUUACUUGUUACGUUUUAAGAUAGUUUUACCUUCAUUCAACUGUAUUUUUUCAUAAAUCAAACUGUAAACCUCCACUGACACAACAUGUUGCUAAUUUAAAGGAAGAGUUUUACAUAUUUGCAAUACGUUUAUUUGCCUUCUUGCUGAGAGUAAGAUUAGAAGAUUGACGGCACUCUCAUAUGAAGAUAAACCAGGGGAUGGUCAGCUAGACAUAAAGACUGGAGGCCCUCUAAAGCAGACUAAUUAACAGCGGUAGGUUUGUGGUUAUGUGCUGGACAAAACCAUAGGAAGUCACUGUGGCCAGCCGAGAAAUAGUCCUACAUGUUUCUCCCUGCUUCUAGCCUUUAUGCUAAUCAGUCUCCUAAUCUCUAUAAACUGAAAGACUGUUUAUAGAGAUAGACUGAUCACGUUUGAGUGGCAGGUAAGCAGUGCGUAAAGGUCUGUAAAUGGCCGCAAUCUUGACACCCAUGGGCUAUUGUCUCGUGACAAUGUAGCUUUAUAUUAGUUUUUCAAAAAUUAUUCUGGAUUCAGAUGCAGAUAUCGACUAAGGUAUCUGUUUAUAGAGAUUAACAGAUAUAACAGGUGCACAGAAGACAAAGUCUUAGCCAGAAAUAUUGGCUUUUGCCCCCUGAAGCUUAUCGUCGACAGACUUAUAGCCGAUGGGUUCCGAAAUUGACAGUCUCUUGGUUGUGUCUUUAAAUUUAACAGAUUAACCUGUACAGACAAGUAUCUUCAUAUGAAUAUUUUGAUAUCAGAAACAUUCCAUUAGUAGUCCAAGUAGUAUUCAUCAAUCGCGUUUGAGCGGGCUUUGGUUGUGUGCAGGUAAACAGACGAUAUGGAGAGCAAAAGAGGCAGAACGCAUUGGCCAGAAUUCAGUCUCAGAACCCAACGACUGUCAUCUAACAACACUCGUGCUUUUUAAUAGUUUUUGUCUAAUUUAUCUGCAUUGUUAUGCGGAAAUCUGUUGAUAGAGAUUCGCCGAAAUGUUGUCCGGACCUGUCUCGAGUUGCUGAUCAAACUGUAAACAAUGAGCAGCGCAUGGAAGAGAAAGUCUUGGCUACACUGCAACCCCAGAAAUAUUGCUUGUUGCCCCCAGAGGCAAAAUCAUUGUCAGAUCGAUAGCCGAUGGGAUUCGAGAUUGUUAACAGAUAGACAUGAUGAUCGAUCCUUGAACCGAACUCUCAGCAAGAAAGCAAAUAGGCGUAUUUCCCAAAGUAUGGAAGCAUUUCUUUGGCAAACUGUUUUAAUAACAGGGCAAAAUCUUUUUUUAAAUUUUUUUUUAGAAUAAUUUACAACACAGCUUGACUUGUAGCACAAAACACAGCAAACAAAAAACGAGAUAUGAGGCUACAUGUGUAGUUAGACCCUACUUUGCAUAGUUGUUGAAGGCUGAAGGUUCAUCCAUCCGUCCAUCCAUCCAUCCA